Messenger RNA from Sus scrofa (pig), 4141 nucleotides. RefSeq names its product zinc finger SWIM-type containing 1 (gene ZSWIM1). Gene Ontology annotation, molecular function: zinc ion binding. The record is from RefSeq and is a predicted model, not a curated record. NCBI's taxonomy places the organism in Eukaryota, Metazoa, Chordata, Mammalia, Artiodactyla, Suidae.
ACCAAGCCUUCAGCAUCAAUUUCAGGCUGCCUCAUAUUCUAGUAGGAAGAAGCCAAAGAGAUUGAAAGAGAAGUAACCUGAGUCCAAAGCAGGAUUGCUGGCAGCUUGCUGGGGUACUGUGGGCAAGCCUCUAAUUUUUUUGACCAGUUUCCUCAUCUCUAAAAAUUAGUGUGUUGGCCUGUUGUAAUUCCAGUUUCCCCUUUAGAUUCCAUGCAGUGUUAAACACCAACGCUUACUUUUGUUGUUGCUAGUUUGUAGUCUUAAUCACCUGCUUUCUAAGAGCCAUCACCGGGAGGCAAGGUGAAAAGAUGGCAAGGCAGUCUUGAUUCUUGCACUGGAUCACAAUGGCCUUAAACAACCACAGCGCUAUUCUGGAUCUCUCCUGUAAAACACUGGAGGGGGUUGGGCUGGGCAACACCAUUAGUUCAGCUGUCUCAAGGAGCUCUGGAGCUCCUCAGUUUCAAAGAUUGGGCCCCUUGACUCCUGUUGGAGAGUCAGAAUUUGAGACCUGGGCCUCAGUUUCCCCAUGAGGCAGAAGACACAAUGCAAUUACCUAGGCGCCCCUUUCUUUUUGGGGGGGCCGAACGCCGGGCAUAAGGAGGUUCCCAGGCUAGGGGUCCAAUCGGAGCCACAGCCACAGUAACGCAGGAUACGAGCCGCGUCUGCGACCCUACACCACAGUUCAUGGCAACUCUGGAUCCUCAACCCACUGAGCGAGGCCAGUGAUAUAACCUGCAACCUCAUGGUUCCUAGUCAGAUUUGCUCAGCUGCGCCACAAGGGGAACUCCGAGGUGCCCAUUUCUACCCACCUGGGGUCUUGGAAUUUAACCAGAAAAAAAAGAAAAAGCCCAUGACACACUACCAUUUAUUUUCCUUUUCCUUUUUGGCCUCUGAGGGCGUUUCCAUAGUAACGCGCCAUUGUAUUGGUCUUCCCAGACCAGAGGCUCCAGAGUUUUGGCUUCAGGCCUCAGACUCGCCUGGAUGCUACUGUCUUCAGGCUUUCAUUGGUUGCCUCCAGCCGAGCCCCUCGUAACGCUGGUAACAGCGCCCGCCCACAAGUUGCCAGGCUACGAUUGGUCGGCGCGCCAAAGACUGAGAGCGAACGCCUCAGGCCAUUGGCCUGAGUCACGGCGAAUCUGGCGCCGCGGUUGGUGAACCUAGAGGUCAGUCAGAGUCAGAGGCAGGGUCAAAUAGGGAGAAAUGGCGACGGAGCCAAGCCGUGGGCCCCUCUUUGGAACAAGAUCUGGGUACAUUAGUCCAGCCUCCAGCCUCAACGAAGUUGGAGCUUGAGAAGGCUGGGAGCCUUCUGUCCAGCAGCCUCAGAGAGAAAAUACUGGGACCUUGGCAUCUAGACAUCUCCCAUCCCCCCCAUGGCCCUGGCAAUGCUGAACGAGCUCCUGAUUGAGGACCCAAGCCCACCUCUGCUGUUCUAUCAGGUUAGCAAGACUGCCCAGUUUGAUACCCUCCACUAUCAGAGCUGCUUCAUGCAGAGUGUCUUUGCCCAUUUUCCUGAGAUCUUAUUUGUCCACCGGACCUAUAACCCAAGGGGUAAGGUGCUAUAUACUUUCCUGGUGGAUGGACCUCGGGUGCAGCUGGAGGAUCAUCUUACCCGGGCAGUCUACUUCGCCAUUCCUGCCAAGGAGGAUGCUGAGGGCUUGGCCCACAUGUUCCAGGUGUUCAAGAAGUUUAACCCAGCGUGGGAGAGAGUCUGUACCAUCCUGGUGGAUCCCCAUUUCCUCCCAGUGCCCACCCUCGCUAUGGAGUUCCCCGCAGCUGAGGUCCUGCUCUCCGCCUUCCACAUCUGUAAGUUCCUCCAGGGCAAGUUCUACCAGCUGUCCCUAGACCAGCCGGUGGAGAGGGCGCUCCUGAGCUCCCUGCAGAGCACAAUGUGCUCGGCCACAGCAGGAAACCUGAGGAAGCUGCACACGCUCCUGAGCACCUGCAUCCCACCAGCCCAGCUGCCCGAGCUGCACUCGCACUGGCUGCUCAAUGACCGCAUCUGGCUGGCUCACCGCUGGAGAAGCACAGCCGAGAGCAGCCGCUACUUCCAGGGCCUGGAGGUCACCACCUGCAUCCUCAGCCAGUUCUUUGGCACCACCCCAUCUGCGGAAAAAGGCCUGACCGCGCUGCUGCAAUACAUGCAGCACAACUCUGGGGACCAGGCAAGUUUCAGCCUGGGCCUGAGUCCCCAAAGUGAUCACACCCCCUCAGACGUCAGCGCCGAAAGCCCCAAAGUGGAGCAGUUGGUAGAAGCCCGUAUCCAGCACUCCCUUCAUGCCAUCUGCACGGGGCCAGCAGCGCAGCUUUGCCUGGGUGAGCUGGCCGUGGUCCAGAAAUCCAUGCACCUCAUUGGCUCUGGCUCAGAAAAGGUGAACAUACAGAUCCUGGAGGACACCCACAGGGUGCAGCCCCAGCCGCCAGCCAGCUGCAGCUGCUACUUUAACCAGGCCUUUCACCUGCCCUGCCGCCACAUCCUCGCCAUGCUCAGUGCCCGCCGCCAGGUGCUUCAGCCUGACAUGCUGCCAGCUCAGUGGACGGCAGGCUGUGCUGCCAGUCUCAGUGACAUCCUGGGCAGCGCGUGGAGUGAGACCCUGGAUAAGCACUUGGCCGUGGCCCUCCUCACGGAGGAGGUGGGUCAGCUCCUACAGCACUGCAGCCAGGAGGAGUUUGAACGGCGGUACAGCACCCUGCGGGAGCUGGCUGACAGCUGGAUCGGCCCUUACGAGCAGGUCCAGCUCUGAUCCCCUCCGUGCCCAGAGGUGCUCAUACACACUCCCCCUGUUGUACUUCCACGGUCUCUCCUUCCAGGGAAGAAGGACCAAGGCCUUUUAUCCCGCUGCAGCCUGCUACCCAAAAAGUGUCUAGUUCCUUAAUACAGGAGGCAGCAAACAUUUCUCGUAUAGGGCCCAAGGAUAAAUCGUCUAGACUUUGCUCGCCAUGUACAGCCUCUGUUGUAUAUUUCUGGUCCUUUGUUUUUGUUUGCUGGGUUUUCUUUCUUUCUUUUUUUUUUUCAGGACCACACCCACGGCAUAUGGAAGUUCCCAGGCUAGGGGUCAAAUCAGAGCUACAGCUGCCGCAUCUGUGGUCCAGCCAGAUGCAGUCUAACUGGAGCUACACAGCCACAGCAACACGGGAUCUGAGCUCUGUCUCCGACCUACACCACAGCUCAUGGCAAUGCCGGAUCCGUAACCCACUGAGCAAGGCCAGGAAUUGAACCUGCAUCCUCACUGAUGCUAGUCAGAUUCGUUUCUGCUGAGCCACAAUGGAAAGCCCCUGUUUUGUUUUGUUUUUUUUCUAUAACAACCUUCCCAAAAGGCAAAAACCCUUCUUGGCUCAAGGGCCUUACAAAAACAGGUGACCCCUGCUCCAAGAUAAAAGUUAAAAGCCACUGAGUAGAGAUCAGGGUUAGGGUUUGGUAACAGCUACCCCAGUCAUGAGAUGACAUCUGGCCCACAGGGGAAGAGGCCCCCAGCCUCGCCACCCCCCACCCCACCCCAUCCGGAGGUCAUUAAAGUUGAAUGUUGCCUAUUCUAGCGCUUGUCUAGUUAUUUGCCUUAUAGAAGGUAGUUUAGGAAAGGCUGCAGAAAGAAGAGACUUUGGAGUCUGACACUACAUGCAGGUUUCUUCCCUGCCUGGCUCUGCCUUUUACCAGCUGUGGGACUCCAGGCAAGUGACCUCUCUACACCUCAGUUUGUUUUCCUGCAAAAAUGGAGAUCCCCCAGCGUUGGUAAGAUGAAAGAAGAGUGGCCAUGUGACGGGCCUGAUGCCCAGUGGGUGCUCAAACAAGAGUUCAUUUUCCUGCCUUGCCUGUGGUCCCAUCACCUUCCCCGGCAGGCGAGAAUCAUAGGGCAAGAGGGGGCUUCACAGCGCCUAGUGCUCCGGACAGGAACUUUUGCUGCAGAACCACAGCAGCACAAAAGAGGCCUCCACGCUCCAAGCAGAGCCCCCUACCUCAGGUAACUUUCAUCCUAACUACUCUGACAAGACCUAUCUCCUGGCUUCAUACUUUCUGGAAAUCUCCAGGGGUCUGGGCCCUGAUGAAGGACUGGUGUUGGUCACAGUGGCUCAAACCACCACCCUAUCCCCAUCCCUGCCAUAGGCACCACCAACCCGGUCUGCCCAAAAACCAUUCGGAGAAGCC